UAAUCACUUUUGUUUUUUAGAAAAUGAUGCGUCAUUUUGUUGCAUUUUCACUACUGUUAUUCGUUUUGGAAAACUCAGUUGAGGCAAUCACUCUUUGCUUCCCCCAUACUCACUUUCCAUGCAAACAACACUGCUUGAAAAAAAAUUGCCAAUUUGGACACUGCGGAUUUGUAAGAGAAAAAAGAACAUCUGGAGGAUAUUUUCUUCGCUACCCAUGUGUCUGUAAGGAUUGUCCCGCUGGUCAAAAGGAGAACGAACAGCUUCAUUGAACAGAUGCACAUAUUUUGAGCUUUUCAAAAACCAACAUAAAGUUUUUAUGGUGCG
This is a messenger RNA of Cylicocyclus nassatus, 324 nucleotides long. The record is from the annotation of a GenBank genome assembly. Lineage: Eukaryota; Metazoa; Nematoda; Chromadorea; Rhabditida; Strongylidae.